CAGCCCUCAUUAUUUUUGUUGGAGGUCCAUCGAACACCAAGAAAUAUCGGUUUGACUGACCACUCGUGAUCAGCUGUCGUAAAAUUUAACCAUGGUUUUAGUUUGGAUGAGUUUAGCGCGUAAUUCAUGAGUCCGAAUUCAACACGGUGGUACGCCUUGGCUAGUGACGUCACUCCGUUGUCAUCUUCUUCCCUCCUGCGUUCGUGAUUGUUAGCCGACGGCUAACCGGCGCUUUUUUACCGACUAAUUCGCGAUAUAAAUUUUCAUAUUCGGUUGGUUCCCCAGACUGUUUUUUUCGCUGAAAGGUCCCGGUUCAGUGGGUGUGCGCUCUUGUGGUUGAAACGGAAACAUGUACAAUGGGAUUGGCCUCACGACUCCCCGUGGCAGUGGCACCAAUGGUUAUGUCCAGCGGAACCUGUCCAGCAUACGAGUUAAGCGGCCACGGGACGAGCGUGGCGGUGAGCGAGAUGAGAAAGACCGAGAGCGACUGGAGAGUCAGCUGAACCGGCAACCCAACGCUGACAUCUUGGAGCACCAGCGGAAGAGACAGCUGGAGGUCAAGUGCGCCGAGCUCCAGGACAUGAUGGAGGAGCAGGGAUAUUCAGCUGAAGAGAUUGAGGAGAAAGUCAACAGCUUCCGCAUGAUGCUCCAGGAGCAGCAGGAGCCCACUUCCAAACCCUCAGAGAGACCUACAGCUACAGAGACUCAUGCACUAGCUGCAGCAAACCAGCAGAAGAACGAUCGUCUUCGCGCUGCGUUUGGGAUCGCCAGUGAUUAUGUGGACGGAUCGUCGUUCCACGCCGACCGCAAGGAGAAAGAGAAGGAGAAGCGCGAGCAGGAGCGACUGGAGAGGGAACGUCAGGAGCAGCAGAAAUACACGUUGGUGGAAGAUUCAGAUGGUUCUGAUGAUUCUGAUUCUCCUCCAAAGAAGCGCAGUCGGAAGAAGAAGAAGAACAAAAACAAGAGCAGAGAAAGCUCAGAAAGUCCGUCCCCAUCUCCACGCCCAGAGAAAAAGAAAGCCAAAAAGAAGAAGAAGAAACGUGAGGCAGUGGUGGAGGAUGACAGCCAAAGUUCGUCAGAGGAGAAACGCAAGCGAUCUAAGAACAAGAAAAAGAGUUCCAAAGCAUCUCGUCGCAGACGCAACUCCAGCAGUUCUGCCCACAGCGACUCACCGGUGCUGGUCAAGGAGGUCCAGGCACCGAAGCAGAACCACCAUGCAAAUGAGUCCAGAUCACCUGAUCGCUCCAGGCGGAGGGUCGACGAGCCAAGCUCCAGACGUCCUGCAGAUGAAGGGAAGAGAGACGAGUGGAUGAGAACUGCAGACAAGACCAAAAAGAGACACGACUCCUCCUCACCUUCACCACCUCCCCCCAAGAGGAACAGAGAAGAGGAUAGGAGACGCCCCAGGAGUCAGGAAAAUGAGAAGGACAGGGGGAGGCGCUCACAGAGCAAAGAAAAGCAAACGGGACGAAGGUCCAGGAGCAGGGAGGCGCAGAAGUCAAGGAGGUCCAGGAGCAGGGAGGUGGAAAAAACAAAGAGGUCCAGGAGCAGGGGGGUGGAGAAGUCAAGGAGGUCCAGGAGCAGAGGAGUGACAAAACAAAGGAGGUCCAGAAGCAGAGAAUUGACAAAACCAAGGAGGUCCAGGAGCAGAGAGAUGGAAAAACCAAGGAGGUCCAGGAGCAGAGACGUGGAAAAACCAAGGAGGUCCAGGAGCAGAGAAGUAGAAAAAUCAAGGAGGUCCAGGAGCAGAGAAGUAGAGAAGUCAAGGAGGUCCAGGAGCAGGGACAAAAGGGAAAAGAACGGUGGGAAACCGAAAGAUCUCCGGCAACAUCGACAUGACUCGUCCUCUCCAUCUCCACCCAUCAGCAGGAAAAGGGCUGGGGAGGACAAACCCAGAGGUGGACCUGAGGAGAAAUGUCAGUCCUCCUCUUCAUCACCUCCUCCUGACAGGUCCAGAGGGAGGAGGGCGACAAGCUCUGACCUUUUACCGCAUGAGGGAGACAGGAAGAAAGACAAUGGGAAAAGGAGGGAAGAUCGCAUGUCUCCCCCUCUGCCAAAAACUGACCGUAGAAGAGAAGAACGCACCUCCAGGAACUCUUCUUCACCUGACGCUCGCUCUGUUGCUGUUGAAGAGAAGAGAUCGGACCGGGAGAGAGUUCCACAGAGGGCGAAAGCCAGGGAGGAUAGCCCGGAACGCAGUGCACGCCCGUCAGCUGAAGGCCACCUAGAGGGUUCAGGAUCAAAGGUGCACAGUAGGGAGCUGGACCAGAGGGAGGCUGGAAGUCUGGGGAGAAAGAAGGGAGCAGAUGAGAAAGUCAAGCAGUCCCAGAAAAAGCCCGCGAGCAGCAGCAGCAGCAGUAGUGAUAGCGAUAGUGAUUCUUCUUCUUCUUCGUCGUCCUCCUCCUCCUCCUCCUCCUCUUCUUCGUCAUCAUCUUCAUCUGAUGAAGAGCAAACUGAGAAAGGGAACCAGGCCAAGAGGUCGGUUGGAGCUGCUGUUCAGAGGUUCAUAGCUAACGGAAGAAACCAAAGUCCACCUGCAGACCGUGGACGGCCAUUGGAGAAGGAACCGCCAAAGAGUUCCUUGUCACCUGCUAAAGUCCCUCAUCAGUAUAGCCGGGGCAGGAGCCCAAGUCCCCCACCAGGACGAGGAAACUCCACCUCCCAGCACGACCAUUCAGCUGACACUCGGAGGAACCAGAAGGGUCAGGAGAGUCCCAGAAAUCCAGCCCGAAGCACGCCACCGAGGCAGUACAGAGACCCGCCACCUCGUCCAAGCCGAGGGUCUCCUCGCGCCUGGUCCGACAGGGACCGGGACAGGAAUAGCGACUGGCAGUGGACGCGCCCCGCGAGGCGGAGUCGAUCCAGGUCUUACAGCCCCAGUAGACAUGAGAGAUCCAGACCCAGAAGCCCGAGGAGACGCAGUAGGUCCAGAAGCCCCAGGAGGAGGAGCUCCCCAGGCAGGUUUGGUCGCUCUGCAUCUCCUCAGAGGAGGAACUUGUCUCCUCAGCGAAGGAGAACCAGUCGGUCACCGGUUCCUCAACGAAGGAGAACCAGUCGGUCACCGGUUCCUCAGAGAAGAAGAACCAGCCGGUCACCAGUUGCUCAGAGAAGAAGAACCAGUCGGUCACCAGUUUCUCAGAGAAGGAGAAGCAGCCGGUCACCAGUUCCUCAGCGAAAGCGAGCCAGUCAGUCACCAGUUUCUCAGAGAAGGAGAACCAGCCGGUCACCAGUUCCUCAGCGAAAGAGAGCCAGUCAGUCGCCAGUUCCUCUGCGAAAGAGAACCAGCCGGUCACCAGUUCCUCAGCGAAAGAGAGCCAGUCAGUCACCGGCCCACCAGAGAGGGAGAUCCAGUCGCUCCUCAUCCAGAGGAAAAAAGGAAGCGCUUCAGAGGAACCAGCCGAGAGAACAGAUAAAGGCACAGGCGACAGCUCAGCCACCCCGUUCUUCAUCCUCCUCCUCCUCCUCCUCCUCUUCCUCCUCCUCGUCAAGCUCCUUGUCGUCCUCCUCACCUUCACCGCAGCGAGACAAGAAGAGCACCACCGAGCAGGAGAAUGAAAAGAGGAGUCACCAACAGGCUCCUUCCAGAGACUCGUCACUCAUACAACAAUCUGAGCAAGACGCGAGACACGUUCUCAUCACGUCCAGAAAGUCCCCAGGUGACAGCCAAUCAGAGGCCAGACCGUCAUCCCAACGUUCCAGCAAGAAGCCGUCUUCCCCUUCACCCCAGCGCAGCGUUAACGGAAAAGAGCCGAACAAGAAGAAGCAGGAGAGCAGCAGCUCCGGCUCAUCAUCCUCCUCCUCCUCGUCCUCUUCCUCUUCAGAGAGCUCAGACUCUGAGUCUGAGAAGGAAAAACGUGCGGGCAAAACUCAGGACUCCUCAUCUGAGAGUGACCACCAGACGAAGAGAGCCAGUCCGGCUCGUCCUGCCAGGAAUCCCGCCGACUCUCUCAGAGAUUCCCGUUCGCUGAGCUAUUCCCCUCCGUCAUCCAUGAGGACGGCAAGGUCCAACCACAGGAGCGACAGGAAGUCCUCUCCAAGUGGUCGGUCUCAGAGAAAAAAGUGAAGCCACUACCCCUGCAGGAGUGUAAAUGUCGUAGUGGGCCUGGGUCACAACCCCAGCGUACCGGCCGUGUGGGCCAGAGGAUCUACUUGGAGUUUCUGUGAAUGAUGAGAAGAACUAGGAAGAGUGUGACUGCUAACUUCGUUCAAUCCCUUAUGUUGUUGUUGAAUUAAUAAAGUUAAUUGUACAUUUUA
Molecule: messenger RNA, 4254 nt
Organism: Synchiropus splendidus (mandarinfish)
Lineage: Eukaryota; Metazoa; Chordata; Actinopteri; Syngnathiformes; Callionymidae
Gene: srrm2
Product: serine/arginine repetitive matrix 2
Exons: 14
Coding region: 350-4063 (1237 amino acids)
Source: RefSeq, a predicted model, not a curated record